Molecule: messenger RNA, 1592 nt
Organism: Cryphonectria parasitica EP155
Lineage: Eukaryota; Fungi; Ascomycota; Sordariomycetes; Diaporthales; Cryphonectriaceae
Exons: 3
Coding region: 1-1407 (468 amino acids)
Source: RefSeq, a predicted model, not a curated record
AUGUUAAUCCUCAGAGACUACGGUGGCAGCAGCAACAACAACGACACCAACAACGACAGAAGUAGCAGCGACGACGGAAAUAGAGACUUCAACAAAUACCUCGGACACGGCCCAGACGACUUCGGCAGCCUCCUCGAACGACAACACCUCGUCAGCCCAAACUGCCGGCGAUGGGGCCUCCUCGACAACGUCCAAUGGAUCGGCAGAGUCAGCAGGAGGGUCGACAGGCACGGCGGUCUCACCGUCGUCACAGACCACCGCAGUGGAUCUCACAGGCACAGGCACAGCAAGUGCAACUACGGCGACAGCCUUGGCUUCAGAGACUACGUCCAGCGGCAGUUCUUCGUCGGCGACAUCAUCUGCAUCUGCCUCCCUCUCUUCAAGCACCAGCGAUGCGACCAAGUCCAGCUCACACUCCAACGCUGGAGUCAUCGCUGGCGUUUUGCCGUGGCCCUGCUGGCCAUCAUCGGCUUCCUUGUCUACAGAUUCAGGAGGUCGCCUUUCAUGCAACGCGCCCUCGCUCCCUUCAGAAAGGGCAGUAGGGACAGCAGCAGCCAUAUCGGGCCUUAUUACCACAUGGAGAAGGACGACGGUACCGCGCCCAACAUGACAGGCGAGACGCUGAUUGGUACCAGCAAUAUGCGCGCCAUGGGACCGGUAGGAGCAGCAACCACGAGCGCAAAUCCCAACAACCUUACCGUCGAUACCAAUCAUCUCCAGGGCCGCUCGGUCUGGCCAGUCUCACCCAUCUCACCUCAGAGUCGCAGCGCAGCGUCGGACGUGUCUCCCGUCUCGCCUGAUCCGACGAUGUUUCCCCUUCAACAGCCAUCACCAAUCUCGAAUCCCGAGCCGGGAACGGCGAUCAGCGUCGCCGGCUCGGAGGCCCGUAUCGUCAGCAUACCAGCUCGGCAGUCAAGGGUCUUAGGCGACGGUGGUAGUGGUGUGGGUGGUGACGCUGUCCCAGCGGCAGAGUGGCGGCCACCACCCAUGCGAGGGCCUCCCUCUACCAGAGCGGCGGUAGUGCCUAGCAGUACGAGGGGUCCAAGCCGGCGGAACCCCGCGCGAAGGCCAUCUAGAUCAUCGGCUGGCGGCAGAGGAGGAGGAUCUUACCGGCAUCCUGCUCAGUGGACUGACGGGUCAGAAGACCUCAGGCCGCCCCCUCUGUCGAUCAACAAAUAUCCCACCAUGAUGGCUUCGCAUGCGCCGGUCGCCGAGCUGAACGGAGGUUAUAAGGCAUAUCGACCCAUGCUGGGAAGUGGAAAUGCGGCAGCCGCGCGCAGUUUGACGCAGAACAGAGUGAGCCAUGCAAGCACAGGCGCUUCCAGCAUCGCCAGCAGCGAUGCUUUCUCUCCAGAGGCGUGGCCUAUGCCGCCCGGCACGCCGAGGACGAGUCCUGGUCGCCACUAAAGUGGUGCAUAUUAAUGACGAACCAUGUCGAACGAAAGCUCCUGCUCAUUGCACAUGUACGUACAGGGGAGUGAGGGGGGAUAUUGCACGUGUAUCGCAUGAGAUGAUCAUACGUGCUGCAAAUAAAUGUACAAAGACGAGCCAACGCUCCCUACUGUAUGUAAAUUUACAUGUAUUACAUCAAU